Bolinopsis microptera is the source of this 2661-nucleotide messenger RNA. RefSeq lists its product as uncharacterized. NCBI's taxonomy places the organism in Eukaryota, Metazoa, Ctenophora, Tentaculata, Lobata, Bolinopsidae. Bases 53 to 2050 code for a protein of 665 amino acids. The record is from RefSeq and is a predicted model, not a curated record. The transcript has 2 exons. Gene Ontology annotation, biological process: protein localization to centrosome; centriole replication. Gene Ontology annotation, cellular component: centriolar satellite.
UCUCAGGAUGACUGCAAGCUAACAUAUUCUGAAAUGACCUGAAAGAUUGCCAAUGCCAUAUGUUACUGAACAGCUCAGGUUCAACCUUGAGAGAGCUAAUGCGGCAAUCAACAACAAAGCAGCAAUAAGACAACCCUCUCCUAUGCUUUUUAAUGGGAUAGAAAACCAUCAUGACAACAACAACACAAUGGAGAGAGCGAUGCUUCUUGCCAAGAGAGAUAUUCGCCUUGGGAACUUAUUCAAAGAUGAUGACUUGGAUCACAUUCCAGUAAAAGAGGUUAAAAUAAAGAGCCCUGAAAAACUGGUCUCUAACAAUAAUUUAAGCCAGCACAAACAUGGCUAUGUAAAGGCACCAGCACGUACCUCUUUCAGUCCAGGACGCCCUUAUGUUUCCCACAGUCCGAAUAGAAACCCUGUUGAAUCGAGAAAAGCUUCAGUAUGGAGACCAAACAAAUCAGCUUCGUUCAGAGUUAAUAUUCCUUCUGCAGCACCUGAUUCAACUGCAAACAAAUCUAUAAAGUCUAUUUCUAUGAUGAUUGACAACAUAGAACAUGCUUACAUUGAUCUUGGUAAGCCAGUAAGCAAACAAGGGUAUCCAGAUCCUAUUGUAGAACUGAGGCUUCAGCGCAGAGUUGAAGAACAGCGGAGGCAUUUGUGUAGACUUCUUUACAACACAAAACGCCACGUUUCUGAGCUUGUUGGCCAGCUGAAGCGCACAGCAUUUAUUCACAGAGGAAUCGUGUUGACUCAAAGUAAUGUGUUCAGUCAUAUGAGCACAGCAUACAGAUCACUGAUGAGUGCUUUAAACAGUUUCAUACGUGUUUCACGAACCUUGCAAUCUACUUACAUGACAGACCUUGUAAAGAAAGUGAGAGGUGAUUUAAAACUGCUUCUUCAGGAGUUAAGGACAAUCUGUGAAUUGCAGGAUGUCCAAAUUUCAACAUUAAUAUCUCCUGCCCCUUCUCCGUCACAAGUUGUUUCUACAAAUAGUGUUAUAGGACCUGCUGGUAAGCUUAAUCUUGCUGAUAAAGUGAAGCAAGCAACUGGAUCUCCUUUGAGCCCGGAUAGGAAUGAAAGUUUGAAAGCUGCUCUUAAGUCACUUAUAGUCAACAAUAUGUCAAAGAUGAAUAUAUCUGCAAAAGAAAAGUCCCGACCUCCAAAAAACCUUGUUAUCAACAAAAAAGCACCUUCUACAAAACCAUCUAAUUCAAAGGUAAUCAAGCCUAAGUCAAAAGGGAAUGUUUCACGAUACAAUAAUACCUACAAACGAGCUAUGUCAGCUGGUGUGAAGAGGGGAAAGAGACCUUUAGGAAAACCAUUACAUGAGCCUUUAAGACCAACCUCUGCGCCAAAUAAAGCUAAAUGGGAUCCAUUGGAGAUUAGAGGAAAUGUGACUCCUCUUAUAACAGAGCGAGAGGUAGCAAGACAAGCUUGGAUUGAUGAGCUUGGAAGAGGUAACUGCCCUGCUUCUCCUGAGUUAACACUGUCAACUGGGGAAUUAUCACAUGCCGAAGAGAAAUUUGAUGAAAUCAAGGCAGUUAUACCUUCACCUAUUUCAAUCCCUUGUGCAGAACCAAGCUUCAAGACCAAAGAACUGAGCACAACAAUGACACAAUUAUUGGGUCAAUUAGAAGAAAUUCAAAAGGAAGAUGAUGAUAUCAGAAGCAGGUGGUUGCAUAUGCAAUACAGCAAUCCCUUAAACAUGACUGAAGAGGUUCCUCUAGUGUGCUUACCGAGUGCUGAGCUUAUCCCCACAAGUAUUAUAGCUACUCCACCUGCUAUUCACAGUCAGUGUACAAAAACUGGGUUAGCUUUACUGAACUUUCCUAAGCAGAACAUGCGUCAAAUUGAGAGUUACAAAAAUGCAAUGCUCCAGUAUUUGAGACUCACCAAACAUUUUAAAACAAGUGGGUUUGAUCCUUGGGCCACUAUUAACAAUAUAGUUGAUAACAUCGCUGACAACCUUGUGGAUGAUGUUUGUAACGAAAUUAUUAAUUCUUGUGAUGGAAUAGCUGAUAAUAUUUAUCUAUCUGAGUUUCUUCCAGCAUGAGUUGUUUUCCUUGCUCUUACAUAUUUAUAAGCCAACUGGUUAAAGUUCAUUGUUACAUUGCACAACUCGUCAUCAGAAAUUUUAUGACUUAACUUUUGUUAUGCAUGGUUGUAACAUCGACAAAUUAUAUUACUAUGACUUAUCGUAUCGACAAUUUUUAUAUGAGAUAUUUGGGGACAGAUUAAACUUUAAUAAAUGCAUGUCAAUCUAUUACACAUUGCACAAGGUAUCGAUAAUAUUGUGUACUUUAGUAUUAUAUUUUAUUCCAGAAUACAGAACAUUAUGAUUACAUAUUUAAUGUAACUUUGUGAAUUAAAUAAAACAAUAAAACUGCAGAUUAUGUUACAGAUUGCGUCUCAUUUUCAGGUCAUGCUUGACUAAUUUUCAGAACAGAUUUAUUUUAAAUAACAGUAUAUAAUAAAUAUUGUAAACUACAAUCAUAGUCCUUAGAAUAAUCCCUGUUGAUAUUUUAAAACAAUUCGACUUUCUUUGCUCAUAAAACAUGACUUUUAUAGUUUAAAAAAGGACUACUAAUAUAAUUGGAAAUGUUCCGUGUUCACGAUUACCAAAUUGUGUAAUUUCAGAAUUACAGUCAUUUAAUAAUUAGGCCC